Messenger RNA from Cucurbita maxima (winter squash), 2307 nucleotides. RefSeq names its product nucleobase-ascorbate transporter 6. The record is from RefSeq and is a predicted model, not a curated record. Gene Ontology annotation, cellular component: plasmodesma; membrane. Gene Ontology annotation, biological process: transmembrane transport. The transcript has 15 exons. Lineage: Eukaryota; Viridiplantae; Streptophyta; Magnoliopsida; Cucurbitales; Cucurbitaceae. Gene Ontology annotation, molecular function: transmembrane transporter activity. The coding region runs from base 488 to 2074 and encodes 528 amino acids.
AAGUUGCUCUAAUGACUGUUCUUAAGACAUGAAUUUACUAAAUCUGGGAGAACAUGCCAAAAGGGUGUGUAGAAAUGGUGGAAUUUCUUGAGAGAGAAAGUUAGAGAGAGAGAGAGAGGAAGGUGGAAAAAGCCACUUUGCAGCUACCCCAGUGUAUAUGCAGUUUCUUUUUUGUUUAUCGUAUCAUCCCAUCUUUCAUACCUGCUUCACAAUCACAGCAUAGCUAACUCUUAAGCUGCUGCUGCUGCUGCUGCUGCUGGUUCAGUUCUGGGACUGUUCUUUUGCUUCAACCUAUUUUUUGGGGUUUUCCCCCCUCCAUUUCCAACUUUUUCAGUGAACUUUAGGGUGUGGGGUUAAUGGUGUAUUGACUUUAAAGCUUUCCCACUUGAUUUUGCUUCUGAAAGAUUGUUAAAAGAUUCUAGCAAAUUUUUGUUUCUGGGAACGAAAGAAAGGGCUGUUUCAAGCAGAGAAAGCUGUAGAGUGAACCAUGGCCGGAGGUGCUAAAGUAGAGGAACCACAGGCUCAUCCACCCAAGGAUCAGCUACCCAACGUUGCUUACUGCAUCACUAGUCCACCACCAUGGCCGGAAGCUAUACUUCUCGGUUUUCAACAUUAUCUGGUGAUGUUAGGCACGACCGUUCUUAUUCCUUCUUCUCUUGUUCCUCAGAUGGGUGGUGGAUUUGAGGAGAAGGCAAAGGUUAUCCAAACCUUGCUCUUUGUUGCUGGUUUGAACACGUUGCUACAAUCGUUCUUUGGAACUCGAUUACCCGCUGUGAUUGGAGGGUCGUAUACCUUUGUACCAACGACCAUUUCAAUCAUCCUUGCCGGUCGAUUUUCUGAUACAGCUGAUCCUAUUGAUAAAUUCAAGAAGAUAAUGCGGGCAAUCCAGGGUGCGCUCAUUGUUGCAUCAACCCUUCAGAUUGUGCUGGGCUUUAGCGGUCUGUGGCGCAAUGUUGCAAGGUUUCUUAGCCCACUUUCAGCUGUGCCGUUGGUUUCUCUUGUUGGCUUUGGGCUUUUCGAGUUGGGUUUCCCCGGGGUUGCCAAAUGUGUGGAAAUUGGACUGCCAGAGCUUGUCCUUUUGGUGUUUGUUUCACAGUAUUUGCCUCACGUGAUCAAAUCUGGCAAACACAUAUUCGAUCGUUUUGCAGUCAUUUUCUGUGUGGUGAUAGUUUGGAUUUAUGCUCACCUACUAACCGUAGGAGGGGCUUACAAAGGCUCACCACCUAAAACACAACUAAGUUGCCGAACCGACCGCUCGGGGCUUAUAGAUAAUGCUCCAUGGAUAAGACUUCCAUAUCCGUUUCAAUGGGGGGCACCUUCAUUUGAUGCCGGUGAAGCCUUUGCCAUGAUGAUGGCGUCGUUCGUUGCUUUAGUCGAGUCCUCUGGUGCUUUUAUUGCUGCGUCCAGAUAUGCAAGUGCCACUCAGCUUCCACCCUCGAUUCUCAGCCGUGGUGUUGGUUGGCAGGGAGUUGGAAUUCUACUUUCUGGGCUGUUUGGAACUGUGAAUGGAUCCUCGGUGUCCGUUGAAAAUGCUGGUCUCCUGGCCUUGACCCGUGUUGGAAGUCGAAGGGUUGUACAAAUUUCCGCUGGAUUCAUGAUUUUCUUCUCCAUUCUUGGGAAAUUUGGAGCUGUCUUUGCAUCCAUUCCAGCCCCCAUUGUUGCAGCUCUUUACUGUAUUUUCUUCGCUUAUGUCGGCAUGGGAGGUUUAAGCUACCUCCAAUUCUGCAACCUCAACAGCUUCAGAACAAAGUUCAUAUUAGGAUUCUCCAUCUUCCUGGGACUCUCUGUGCCACAAUACUUCAAUGAGUACACUGCCAUUAAUGGCUUUGGUCCAGUCCACACAAAUGCAAGAUGGUUCAACGACAUGGUCAAUGUCCCGUUCUCUUCCGAGCCAUUCGUUGCUGGAAUCAUUGCAUAUUUUCUGGACAACACACUGCACAAAAAGGGCGACGCGAUCAAGAAAGACCGUGGCAAACACUGGUGGGCUAAGUUCAAAUCGUUCAAGGGCGAUACGAGGAGCGAAGAGUUCUACUCUCUGCCCUUCAAUUUGAACAAAUAUUUCCCAUCUGUGUGAUUUGUUGGGCUCUCUGUCAUUGCUGCUGCUGCUUCAUUAAAUGGGUCUGUGGAAAAUGAGAAGAUUGGGAUCAUUGUCUUGUUAAUUUAUUGCGAGUAGCAGCUGUAUAAGAUAGUUUCUUUUCUAUAUAGGAUUACCUUAAUAACUUCAUUUCAUUGCUUCGCUUUUGCUCUUUUGUAUAUCCAACGAAGAGGUGGAUUUCCAUGUGUCUAUGAACAAACAAACAUCCCUUC